Closterium sp. NIES-65 is the source of this 11607-nucleotide messenger RNA. Lineage: Eukaryota; Viridiplantae; Streptophyta; Zygnematophyceae; Desmidiales; Closteriaceae. The record is from the annotation of a GenBank genome assembly.
AUGGCAGAAGAGGUUUCGGGAAUUUCGCAGAGAACUUCCGUUAGGGCAGAGGAGGCGAGGGCAGGGGCGGUGGAGACGAGUCCAAGGGCGGCGGAUCAGGACCGGAAGCACCCUCGGGGAAUGAGGAGGGUGAGAUCGGCGGGUAUGGGUCACGCAGCAGAAGUUGAAGUGGCAGGAGGAGGAGGGGUGGGGUUUGGAGGAGGGGAACGAGAGCGCGCUUUCACAUUGCUGCAGCCGCCGCCGCUGCUGGUUGGUGCGUCUGUGGGAAUGUUCGGGGAAGGAUCAGCGGAGGUGAAGGAGCAAUGGGGCGAAAGGGACAGGCAGGGAGCGGGGAAAAGGGUUGGGGCGGAGGAGGGUCUGUUGGCGAGGAAUGUGGCUGGUUUUGUCUGUCAGGAGAUUUCUGAGGCGCCUCAAAGGGCUGAAGCCGAGGUAUGGGUUGGAGCAGAGGAAGCGGAUGGAGCAGAGGAAAUAGCUGAAGGGGAGAAAGCGGAUGGAGCAGAGAAAAGAGUUGAAGGGAAGGAAGCGGAUGGAGCAGAUGGAAGGGCUAAAGGGGAGGAGGCGAUUGGAGCAGAGGAAAAGGAUGGUGAUCAGUGUCUAGAAGACAUGUCAUCAUCGCACCCUUCCUCCUCUUCCUUCACACUCCCCCUCACGCACUCCCCUCCCUUAGCCGCCAGCACCACCACCACCGCCGCAGCAUCCGUCCUCCCUGUCCCAUCCCCGUCCCUUUCUCCCACCCCAUCUGCACAUCUUUCCCUUUUCCCGUUCCCCUUCCCCUUUCCCUUCCCCUUCCAUCUCCCUCCAUUCUCUGCUGACUCCACCCCUUCCUCCAAUCAUCCCUCUCGCUUUACCACUCCAGGCCCCCACCCGCUCCCACACUCCUUCCUCAACACCCCUGCUUCCACCGCCCACUCUCUACACCGCCCGUUCUCCCUGUACCGCCCAAUAUCGCCCUCAAACCGCUCUCUAUCCUCCAAAACCCUUUACAGUCCGUCCUCGUCGACCCUUUCUCCCGCUCUGCCUGCACGGCAAAGAGCAGCACCAUCUUCAGCAGCAGGUUCCGAAGCCGUCACAGCAGCUGUAGGAAGAUCCGGUUGUAGCAGCGCUCUUCCCAGUGCUGCUACAGCCGGGUACAGGUCGGCAGGGUCCGGCAUGGCAGUGGGCAGCAGCAGGAUGAGCAGCUUUAGCGAGUUCAGCCUCCCUCCAAACGCACUGGACGAAGGGAGGAACCACGCGGCAUGGCAUGGGGCGCUGAGACUCAGAGGCGGCAGCAGGUACGGCACUGCCAGAUGUGCCACUGCUGAGUGUGACACUGCCAGACGUGCCACUUUGCAGAACAGAAAAUUGAGCAAGAGUUUGUCGCUAGAGGAGAGGGCUCUGGGACUGGGAGGGCUUGCAGAAGGAGUCAGCUACGGGUGGGGCGUGGGGCUUCUGAGGCUUGACGACGCCCUGAAGAACGGAGGAAGCGAGCAUUUGAGUGACCACGGUGGGGCCAGCUCGAGUGGUGAGGCGUCUCAAGCCUCUAGUUACGGCUGGGGCGUGGGGCUGUUGAGACAGAGAGACGGUCUGAAGCAAGGAGGAAGAGGGGAAGCGAGGACGGAAGGUCCGGGGAGGAGUGUGGUUGAGUAUGACGGUGUUACGACACAGGGGAGUGUUUUGAAGCAGGGGGGUGUGGAGGAGCGGAGGAUGGAAGUUAAGGCCUUAACUGAGGCUCAGAGUCCUUCCUUUGAAGCGCUGCCGCAGCUGCCCUUGGCCAUGGCGCGGGAGGGAUGUGAGGCUAGGUCUGGUGUGGACUGCGGUGCUGCUCGGUAUGGAACAUCUCAGCAGCUGCUGCCCCUGUCCAUGGCGCGGGGAGGACGUGAGGUUGGGCCUCAGGAGAUCUCUCAAAGGCAGGGUGAAGCGUUUGAGGGGCCUCAGCAGCUGCUGCCCCUGUCUCUUGCGCGUGGGGGAUGCCAAGUUGGGCCUUCACAGGCGUUGGAGGGGAAAGACGAGUUGGGGGAAGAGAGGGAAGAGGAAGAGAUGGAGGGAGAAACGAGGGAGGGGGAAGAGAGGGAAGGGACAGGGGACGGGAAUGGUGGGGAAGGAGGAGAGGGAGGCGAGGGCAGAAGGGGAAAAGGGGGAGAGAGCAAUGGAACAGGCAGAGGGGGAGCAGGGGGAGAAGGGGGAGUAGGUGGGGCAGGCGGAGUGGGCAAUGAUGGGGAGGAGGGUGAUGGAGGGGAGGGCGAUGACGAGGGGAAUGGUGGAGAGGGAAGUGGGAAUGGGGAUGGAGGGGAGGAAGGGGAGGAUGGGGAGGAGGAGGAUGGUAGUUGUGAGAGAGAGGAGGGAGUUGACGAAGAGGAGAAGGAGGAAGAAGGGGUGGAGGAGAAUGAGGAGGGUGAGAUAAGGGCAGAUGAAGAGGUUUCGCAGGAAAAAGGAGAGAAGUCGCUGUUCUGUAGGCAGCAUGAGGGAGUGGCUGCGUCAGGGACAGUAGCAGAGGUGAGAACAGGAGAAGUGUCAGAUGUUGAGAGAGUAGAUGCGGUAGAGACAGCUGAUAACAGGUUUGCUGAUGCAGACCAAUGUUUGGUGACAACAGGACUUGAAAGCGCGGGUAUACUCCAAUGCGAGGCAGACGAAGCGGCUGAGGUGGAAUCAGAGGCAGCUGUCGCAGCUGGGAGCAAACAAGCCACAGAACAGACUGCAGAGACAGCUGAUGCAGUCGCCUGUUCCUUGGCUACAGCUUUUGAAAGAGCGGAUACGAUUCAAUGCGAGGCAUAUGAUGCAGCAGAGACACAAUUAAAGGAAGCAGUUGCAGCAGGAGAGACAGCAGUAAGGGCAGCAAGAGCAGGAGUAGCAGAAGCAGCAGAAGAAGCAUCAGCAGAAGCAGCAGAAGCAGCUGAAGCAGGAGUAGGAGCGGAAGAGGAAGCAGCAGAAGCAGAAGAGGAAGCAGCAGGAGCAGAAGAGGAAGCAGCAGGAGCAGAAGAGGAAGCAGCAGGAGCAGAAGAGGAAGCAGCAGGAGCAGAAGUGAAAUCAGCAGGAGCAGAAGCAGGAGCAAAAGGAGCAGUAGAAGCAGGAGAAGAGGAAAUUGAAGGAACAGGAACGAGCUGCUCUGUAGCAGCAGGAGUAGAAGUGAGAGAAGGAGCUGAUGGGAACUCAACCGCAGGAGCAGGAGGAGGAAAAGAAGCAGCAGCACCAGCAGCGUUAGUGGCAGUAGCAGCUGAUCAGCUCACUGCAGAUUAUGCAGCGGCAGAGGUUGCUAAGAAUCCCAACAACUCUGAACGAGGGUCCUUUGAGCCGACUCAGGAGGGGCUUGCGAGUCCUGCUGACUCUGAAGCAGCAGCGGUAGUGGCAAUGGCAGAUUAUGCAAUGGCCGAGGUUGGUUCUACGGAGAGCCCCAAUAAUUCUGAACAGGGGUCCUUUGAGUCGACUCAAAAGGGGUUUGCAAGCCCUGCUGACUUUGCUUCUGCUCAGGACUUGCUCGAUUCAGCUGGGGAGGGGUUUGCAAGCCCUGCUGACUCGGCUCAUGUUUCGGCUGAGUCGACUCAGGAGGGGCUCCCAAGCCCUGCUGACUUUGCUUCUGCUCAGGACUUGCUCGAUUCAGCUCGGGAGGGGUUUGAAACCUCUGCUGACUCGGCUCAAGGUUCCGUUGAGUUGACUCAGGAGGGGCUUCCAAGCCCUGGAGACUCUGCUGCUGCUCGAAAUUUGUUCGAUUCAGUUGGGGAGGGGUUUGCGAGCCCUGCUGACUGUGCUGUUGCUCGGGUGGGGUUUGACAGCCCAGCUGACUGUGCUGCCGCUCAGGAUUUGUUCGAUUCAGCUGGGGAGGGGUUUGCGAGCCCUGCUGACUCUGCUUCUGCUGAGGAUUUGUUUGACUCGGCUCGAGAGGGGUUUGAAAGCCCGUUUAGCACCGAACAAGUGUUCUUUGAGGCGACUGGGAAGGGUUGCGAGUGUUCGGAGAAUGAUAAUAACGAGAAAGAGGUGUUGUUUGAUACCUUGGCCGCCUUCAGUCCAGAGGCUUUUACUUUUGAGGGUGCUGGUGAUGAUGCUGAGAGCAGUAGAAAGGGGGGAGCAGCUGCAGGUGUCGAAACAGAGAGUGAAGCAUCAGAGGGAGGUGAGAUUGCUGUAAGAAGGAUUGAGACGUCUCAGGAUUGUGUAUAUACCAACAGCAGCAAGGGAAAUCAGGAACACUUGGGUUUGGAUGUUACAUGGAUGAAGGAGCAAGGGGACGACGAGAAGGAGAGGGAAACGACGGAGAGGAGAGAGGAGGAGAAGGAAAGGAUGUGCAUCGACGUGGAAGAGGAGGAUGCAGGGAGUGCAGUGGGUGCAGUGGGGUUGACUGCGGUGGAUACAACAGUUGGAGAGGAUAUGACAGGCGCUAGGGAUAUGAUGGAGAGGGUAGGCCUUGUGGGCAUGCUGCUGAGACGGGUACGAAACCGGUUGGGUAAGCAAGACGUGCAGGAGGGAUUGGGGGAGGAAGUGGACGAGGGUUUGAGGGAGGGAGUGAAGGAGGAAGGUGGGGAGGAAGUGGGGCAAGACGUCGAUGAGAGAUUGGGAGAGAAGGUGGGGAUGGAAGUGCGGGGAGGGGAGGAUGAGAGUGGGGAAGUGGGGAGAGGGGGAGAAAUGAGGGAGGAAGUGGGGGGAGGGGAAGAAGAGAGGGAGGAGAAGGGCAGAGGGAAAGAAGAAAGGGAGGAAUUUGAAAGAGAGGACGUAGAGAGGCAGGAAGUGGGGAGGGGGGAAGAGGAAAGGGAGGAGGAAGGGAGAGAGGAAGUGAGGAGAGAGCAGAGAGAGGAGGAGCAUGAAGUGGAGGAGUCAAAGAGAGGAGGGAAGCAGGCGUGGGAGGAGGAGGAGGAGAGGGUGGAGAGGUUGGAGCAGCUGCUGCUGCGCAUCAAGGCAAGGCUGGCUCUUUCAGACGCCAUUUCCAUCUCUCCUGACUUGACCUCCGCCGUCCAAUCCCCCUCCUCUGAUCUCCACUCUCCCUCGUUACAGUCAGAUUCCCCCUCGUUAGAGUCACAUGCCUCGCUGCCAGCAGAUGUAUCCCUCACUGCAGCCACAUCGCAGGCCCUUUCAAUCGCCGUCUCCAUCUCUCCCGAUUCAUCCUCUGACCCUCACUCCCCAUCCUCCGCCCUCCAGUCCCCCUCUUUAGUAUCACACGCCUCGCUAGUAUCACACCCCUCCCUGCCAAGAGAUGUUUCCCUCACAGCAGCCAUAUCCCAAGCCCGUUCAAACGCCAUUUCCAUCCCUCCUGACUUCGGGGCCGAUCCUCACUCCCCUUCCUCCGCCCCUCACUCCCCUUCCUCCGCCCCUCACUCCCCUUCCUCCGCCCCUCAUUCCCCUUCCUCCGCCCCUCAUUCCCUUCCUCCGCCCCUCAUUCCCCUUCCUCCGCCCCUCAUUCCCCUUCCUCCGCCCCUCAUUCCCCUUCCUCCGCCCCUCAUUCCCCUUCCUCCGCCCCUCAUUCCCCUUCCUCCGCCCCUCAUUCCCCUUCCUCCGCCCCUCAUUCCCCUUCCUCCGCCCCUCAUUCCCCUUCCUCCGCCCCUCAUUCCCCUUCCUCCGCCCCUCAUUCCCCUUCCUCCGCCCCUCAUUCCCCUUCCUCCGCCCCUCAUUCCCCUUCCUCCGCCCCUCAUUCCCCUUCCUCCGCCCCUCAUUCCCCUUCCUCCGCCCCUCAUUCCCCUUCCUCCGCCCCUCAUUCCCCUUCCUCCGCCCCUCAUUCCCCUUCCUCCGCCCCUCAUUCCCCUUCCUCCGCCCCUCAUUCCCCUUCCUCCGCCCCUCAUUCCCCUUCCUCCGCCCCUCAUUCCCCUUCCUCCGCCCCUCAUUCCCCUUCCUCCGCCCCUCAUUCCCCUUCCUCCGCCCCUCAUUCCCCUUCCUCCGCCCCUCAUUCCCCUUCCUCCGCCCCUCACUCCCCUUCCUCCGCCCCUCACUCCCCUUCCUCCGCCCCUCACUCCCCUUCCUCCACCCCUCCCUCCUCCGCCCUUCCCUCCCCUUCCUCCGCCCCUCCCUCCCCUUCCUCCGCCCCUCCCUCCCCAUCCUCCGCCUCUGCACACUCCCCCACCUCCCCACCCCCUCAAUCCCUCUCCUUCCCUUCCACCCCUUUCUCCCCAUCCACCUGUGCUUCCUCCUCCUGCCUCUCUCUCCCCCUGUCCCGCCUCCGCUCCUUCUCCCCUCCCCGCACCCACUCUAUCCAAACCAACUCUGACCAGGCCAGUCCAGGUCCCAUCACGCACUCUCUCCUAUCCAUCUGCAGCGACUCAUAUCUCCUCCCACCCUUCCCCGCUGUCCUUCACCACGAUUAGCACAGCACCGCUCCUGUUCCCUGUUGUGAGUGGUGAGGAAGCAGCACCUGAAGCAGCAGCACCUGAUGCGGCAGAACCUGAAGCAGCAGAACCGGGAGAAGCACCUGAAGAAAUACCUGAAGGAGGAGUCGAAGUACCACCAGAAGCACCACCAGCACCUGAAGAAUCACCUGAAACUUCUCAGGAAGAUGCUGGUGUCUCGGCAAGUGAUCAGGAGGAGAGCGUGUUUUCAAUCUCCCUUCUGGGAACGACAGGGGAGGAGGAGAAGAUACUGGAAAGCCAAGAGGAGAGCAAAGAGGUUACUACCGUUGUUGCCAGUGAUCCUGUUCCCUCUGCUCCUGCUGCAUUGUGCUCUGCCACUGGACUUACCAGUGCUCAGCCUGACAUCCUUCCUGAAGUACCGCCUAAGCCUGAUCAUGCUCCAAUAGUCACUAUCCUUUCUACUCCUGCCGACGACCAGAAGCAAGCAGUACCAGCAGAAUCAGUGGUGGCAGGAGCGACUGCAGCAGCGGCGGCAGUUCUGGCUGCAGUGGCAGCAGUCAAACCCUCAUCUCCCUCUCUCUCCCCCAGCAGCAGUCUCCCGCGCCAUAUCUGUGUAUCCUCCCCUCGUUUCCACCCAACACAGCCAACCUCUCUCUACUUCCCUGCUACUGCUGGUAGCAGUCUCGUUUCUGCUAAUGAUGCCGAUGCUGAUACUGGCAUUGUUGCUGCUCCUGCUGCUCCUGCUGCUGCUGAUGCUGCUGAUGCUGCUCCUGUUGCUGACGCGGCUGCUGAUAACGCUGCUGCAGGCAAGGCCAUCAGAAGCACUUUCAACCUUUAUCCAUAUGCCAAGCCUGCCAGCCUCGUCAGCAAGGUGUUCAUAUUCAGGUCCCCAAGCGGGGAAACCGCUACCAAGACGCUCCAUUCGGGCUCGCGUCAGCAGCACAAGCCGCCUCUUUCUGACUCGCCUCAGCAGCAGCACUCUGCACAUGGCGGCAAUACUACUGCCACCAGCAGCAGCGGUACACCCAUGACACCCACGCAAUCUUCCAUGGCACCUACAAGCUCAUCUGCGAAGGCUUCUGUGACGCCCAAGCGAUCCAAGAGCUUGUCAACAGUAGCUGCUGCCACUGCUUCCUCCUGGCUCCGAUCUCUUAAGUCCACCCUCUCCCCAUCCUCUUCCUCCUCCUCCACAUCGGCUAAAGCAGCACGCACCAGACAGUCACGUUCCACAGAGCCACACUGGAUACAAUCACCUGCUCUGGCGUCUGUUGAUGCACCCUCUACCUCGGCCUCCUCACUCGCCUCCCUCAUCUCCCCUCAUCAUGCCCCCUACCCUCCCCAUGCCCCCUACCCUCCCCAUGCCCCCCCUUCCCAUGCCUCCCAUCCUCCUCCUCCUCAACCGUUCCCUGCAUCCGCCCCUGUAGGUCCUGCCUCCGAACCCACAACUUUCUGGAACCUUCCCCCGGUAGACCUCCCUCCACCCGCUAUCGCUCUGGACCCCAUUCCACCCCUUUCUACUCCUUCUGUUCCUCCUUCAACUGCUCCUGCUGCUCCUUCUUCUCCUACUCGUGGCUUGCCCAACUCCCAGCUCUCCACUUCUCCCUCCUCCCUCAUGUCUCCCCUCUCCGCUCUCCCCAACUCUCCUACUUCCUCGCCCCCAGCCCCUCCUGUCAGCACCACCCCUUCCACCCCACCUGUUCGCCCAGCAUCCCCUGCUCUCAAAUCCACCCGCUUUGGAUUCACCCGGAAUUCGCCCCUUCAGAAUUUUCAGAAUUCGCCCAGACAGUCCUCUCCUCCUGCUGCUAGGAUUCGGCCUCCCUCACCGCGCCGUCUCUUGUCCUCCCUUCACAAGAUGCUCAGCCCAGGUGUCGGAUCAGGUGGAAUUUCAGGUGAAUCUCGCGAAGUGCCUGCACUGGCUGUAGCAGGGAGUGCUUCUUCAGGUGUUGUGUCAAGUGAUCCUGUGGCUGUUGCAGCAGAGCCAAUCCGAUCUCCAGUUGUAGCGGGAGCUACAGCUGCUCCGAUGGUGGCUGUAGCAGCGCCGUCUCCCACUCCGGCUGUAGCAGCUGCAGCAGGAGUUCCAUCUGCACCGGCUGUAGCAGCAGGUACCAGUGCAGCAACUGUAGCAGAAGAUGUAGCAGGACAGUUUCUCCCAGCAGCUGUUAUCCCUUGCGGGGAUGUAGCAGCAGAUUUUGCUGCAGGAGUUGAGCCCAACGGGCUGGCUGUGGCAGUUGAAAUACUUCCUGCUGCUGUAGCCCCUUCCGAGGAUGUAGCAGCAGAUUUCGCUGCAAAACUUGAGACUGAUGGGUUGGCUGGAGCAGAGGAAAUUUCCAAUGCAGCUGUAGCCCCUUGGGAGGAUGUAGCAGCAGAUUUCGCUGCAGAUCUUGAGACUGACGGGCCAGCUGUAGCAGUAUCAGCAGAGAUGGAAGAAGGGACAACCGUUGAGGAGGAGGGAGGUGAAGGGGAGAGCAGUGAAGAGGGGGUAAAGGGGGAAAGAGAGGGGGAAGAAAAGGAGAGGAAGGAUGGGCAGGAGGAGGAGGAGGGAGAAGGGGAGAAGGGAGGGGAGGAGGUUGUGGAAGUGAAGGAGGAGGAUGAGGAGGAUGAGAAGAAGCGUGAGAGAAACGAUGCGGAAGAGGAGGGUGCAGAGAGAAAAACAGGGUGUGAGUGGGUAGGGCUGCAGGAAAGCACAGCACCAGCUGAAGGAGAGGAAGAGAGAGAAGAAUCAGGUGGUGAGGAGGAGAAUGGUAAUGAUAAUGGUCACGCAGGAACAUUGGAACGUGAAGUAAAGGUCGCUGUACCGAGCCUUUCAGAGGGAAGCAUUGCAAUCACAGGACCAGCAGCAUCAGGCGUUUCAGAAGGGACAGUCACAUCACCUCUAUCCUCGUGCCUCUCCCCUCCUCCAUCCACCUCCCCCUCCUCCUCCAUAUUUUCCCUUUCUCUCACUCUCGCCCUUGCUUCUCCUGAACCACCUCCGUCCCUCGUCACCCCCACACCACCACCCCUCUCCCUCACCCGCUCCCCCAUCCCACCUCCUUCUCUCACACUCUCCCCUGCUCUAGCUGCCCACGUGCCCACUCAACACAGCCUACACAGCCCCACACCACCGCCCCCUUCCCUCGUCACCCCCACCACACCACCACCCCUCUCACUCACCCUCUGCCCCGCCCCGCCCACUUCCCUCCUCCCCUCCCCCGCUCUAGCUGCCCGUGUGGCCACCCAACACAGCCUGCACAGCCACACACCACCGCCCCCUUCCCUCGUCACCCCCACCACACCACCACCCCUCUCACUCACCCUCUCCCCCGCCCCGCCCACUUCCCUCCUCCCCUCCCCCGCUCUAGCUGCCCGUGUGGCCACCCAACACAGCCUGCACAGCCACACACCACCGCCCCCUUCCCUCGUCACCCCCACCACACCACCACCCCUCUCACUCACCCUCUCCCCCGCCCCGCCCACUUCCCUCCUCCCCUCCCCCGCUCUAGCUGCCCGUGUGGCCACCCAACACAGCCUGCACAGCCACACACCACCGCCCCCUUCCCUCGUCACCCCCACCACACCACCACCCCUCUCACUCACCCUCUCCCCCGCCCCGCCCACUUCCCUCCUCCCCUCCCCCGCUCUAGCUGCCCGUGUGGCCACCCAACACAGCCUGCACAGCCUCACACCACCGCCUCCCUCCCUCGCCACCCCCACCACACCACCACCCCCUUCUCUCCCCCUGUCCCCCGCCAUAGCUGCCCGGGUUGCCACACAACACAGCCUGCACAGCCCCUCCCCACCACUUAACUCCCUCGUCACCCCCAGAUCACAGCCCCCCUCCCUCCCCCUCUCCCCCGCCCUAGCUGCCCACGUGGCCACCCAACACAGCCUGCACAGUCCCACACCACUGCCUCCUUCCCUCGUCACCCCCACCACACCACCACCCCCCUCACUCACCCUCGCCCCCAGAUCACAACCCCCCUCCCUCCCCCUCUCCCCCGCUCUAGCCGCGCGGGUUGCCACUCAACACAGCCUGCACAGCCUGCAGAACCUUCGGAGCAGGCUGCAGCAGCAGCGAAUGGCGAUGCGCCAGCUGGCGGAGGAGACGAGCAGGCUGCGGGGGUGGCUGGGCAGUGCUGCUAGCGGGGGAAGUGUGCCGGUUGGAUCAGGUGGUUUGGGUGGGAAAGUUGGGUCAGGUGGAUUGGUUGGGACAGUUAAGUCGGGUGGAUUGGGUGAAUUGUCAGCAGGUGCUUCAGCUGGAGCUGUUAUUGGGGAUGCUGGGUCUACAAGACGCGUUGCUCAAGGUACUGCUUCUCCUGCUGCGUCUGCUAUACAAUCUUCUGAUUCUGCUGCUGCUUCUGCUGCAAGUGCUGGUGGUGCUGAUGGCGCUGCUGCUGCCUCUUCUGCUGUUGCUGCUGACAUGUCCUGGGCAGCUGACCUGUCAUCACCUCCUGAGUCGUUUUUAAGUGGUGCUGACUCACCAAUUGGUUCUUACUCACCAACUGAUGCUGACUCACCAACUGAUGCUGACUCACCAAUUGAUGCUGACUCACCAACUGAUGCUGACUCGCCAACUGAUGCUGACUCACCAAGUGGUGCUCAUGCUGCAGCGGGAAGGGUGGCUGAAACCAAUGAAGCCGAUGGAAAGACAGGGGCCGCUGAAGAAGUCGAGGGAGCUGAAAUCUGUGAGACAACUGAAGAGAAGGACGUACGUCCGGAGCAGCAGCAAACGCAGUGUAAGACAAGCGAGGAACCUAACGAGUCGACUUCUGGGUCGACUGGAAAAGCAUAUGAAGAGAUGGGACGUGAGGCACAAGACACCAAGGGUUUGGGAGGGGGGAGUGGAGCGGAGGGAGGAAGCGGAGGAGUGGAAGCUACUGGUGCAACGGAAGGAGGUGUGCAGUGCAGAGAAAUGGGUUUCUUAGGUGCUGCUUCUCCGAUAACUCCUGCUUCCGGCGCAGGAGUGAACACAGUAGCUCCUAUUUCUGAGGAAGUGGCCAGUACUGUUCAUGACGCGCCUCCGAAACUGGAACGAGCAGCUGUGCUCUUUCCUGCUCGUUCUGUGGCUGCUUUUAAAUCUUCUGCUGCUGUAGCAGGAACGAGCACAGCAGCUUCUGUUUCUGGUGAAGCAGCCAAUGCUGUUACUGAGGCGUCUCAGCAACAGGCUUCGUCUAAAGCAGCUGCUGCUACCGCCCCUCAGGUUUCAAGGCGUCGCCUCGCCUUUGCUCUGCUGAGCGAGCCACUUAGCAGAAAGCCGCGAGUCACAUGUGUGACGUGGACCACCCUCUCUGCGAUCCAGGAGGAGGAAGGAUUGGGCAUAGACUCGCAAGAAUCAAGUACCCCCUGCCAAAAGCCCCUUGGUAACCCCUACUGCUCCUCUCCUUCACCUUAA